AUGGAGAGCGCCUGCUCCUCCGCUGCCCCCGCCCGACACUCGCUCACCUCUUACUCCAUCGACAGCAUCCUAGGCAGCCGGAGCCCCGACGCGGGACACCACGCCGGAGACCCCGUCGAGCCGCCGAACCCACCCCAGGCCCAUCCGAUGGCGGAAAAAAUGGCCCCAGAACUCCCGGCGGGGAGCGGCGCGGACCAGGGGAAGGGAGGAGAGGAAGCUGGGGGGAGAGGCGCGCCAAACAUCCCGGCGCAGAACGCAGCCCGCAACGCCGUCGAGGCUCCUGGGCCCGCGCCACCGAGGAAGCGCCGCUACCGGACAACCUUCAGCGACUCCCAGCUGGAUGAACUGGAGCGCUCCUUCCGCACGUCCCACUACCCCGACGUGGGCACCAGGGAGGCACUUGCAAAGAGCCUGGACCUUAAGGAAUCCAGAGUUCAGGUUUGGUUUCAGAAUCGAAGAGCAAAGUGGAGGAAACGAGAGAAAUCUCAAAUUUUAAGGAGAAAUCCGAACCUGGCCGCGACACAUCCCUUGGGUGUGUACUUGGAUGUGCCAUUCGGUGAAACACCUAUCCUCGACUCCAUAUGGAGGAGAUCAGUGCCAUUCCCACCCAUGGUUAUGCCAGCUUUGGCCCCACCUUUCUGCCCACCAGGCUUCACUCCCUUUGGCCUCACCUGGGCAUCCGUAUUCCAGAAUCCAGUCAUGAGCCCCCAGUUUGGAAGCUAUUUUGGUGGGUAUGGUGGGUUAACCCCCUUUCGGACAACUGCUUUGGCUUCAAUGAACGCACCUGAACCCCCAGCGGAGUCCGUUGCAACAGCCGUUGCUGAGCCCACCCGAGCUGAAAGGAGAGAUUCAAGCAUUGCAGAUCUGAGACUUAAAGCAGAAGAACACGCCCAAAAAAUCCCUGGGCCCACUUUUGCUAGUGCCAAUGAGGAUCUUCGUUAA
Molecule: messenger RNA, 942 nt
Organism: Podarcis raffonei (Aeolian wall lizard)
Lineage: Eukaryota; Metazoa; Chordata; Lepidosauria; Squamata; Lacertidae
Gene: ESX1
Product: ESX homeobox 1
Exons: 5
Coding region: 1-942 (313 amino acids)
Biological process (GO): regulation of transcription by RNA polymerase II
Molecular function (GO): RNA polymerase II transcription regulatory region sequence-specific DNA binding; DNA-binding transcription factor activity, RNA polymerase II-specific
Source: RefSeq, a predicted model, not a curated record